Molecule: messenger RNA, 3395 nt
Organism: Nelumbo nucifera (sacred lotus)
Lineage: Eukaryota; Viridiplantae; Streptophyta; Magnoliopsida; Proteales; Nelumbonaceae
Product: two-component response regulator ARR2-like
Biological process (GO): phosphorelay signal transduction system; cytokinin-activated signaling pathway
Molecular function (GO): DNA binding; DNA-binding transcription factor activity
Source: RefSeq, a predicted model, not a curated record
AAAAAAAAACCAAAGAGGAAAGAAAAGAGAAGGGAAUGAGAUGUGUUUGGUUGGGUGGCGUGGAGUUUGUUAGUGUUGAGCCGCAUCCACUCUUAUCGGAGAGUACAGUGGAAAGGAGAGUAACGAAGAGCAGAUACCAGACCGCAUACCCAGUACCCUCUCUCUCUCUCUCUCUCAGUAAUCUAUCCCUUCUUCCCAUAAACAAUCACUUCUCUCUAUCUAUCUUUUUUGGUUUUUACAUCUGUUGUUGUUGUGGGGGUGAUUUAGAUAUAUAAAGUUGGGAAAAAGAAAAAAGAAAAGAUAUGUUGGAUUUUGGCUGUUCAUCAUUUCCUCUUCCUGAAAUUUACGGAUUACCCUGUAAUCUCUGUCGAGAUCGUAUGGGGAAAGAGAGUAUCGGUUGAGACUGUACAGGGCGUGAAACUGAACCAUUGUGCGUUUGGUUUGCUUGGGUCCUCUGGUUAUCGAAUUGGGUUUUCUUUUUGGAUGGGGAGUUCGCUUGCUUAGUUCAGAGAGAAGAGAAGAAUCGACGGGUUGGGUCUGAUUUUUCACGGGCAAGGCGGUCUCAGGAAAUGAACAUGGAUAGCGGAGGAGGAUCGGUUUCUUUGGCGAAUUCGAUCCUGACCAAGAAGGCGGCUGAUGCGAUUUCCGAUCAGUUCCCGGCUGGUCUUCGGGUUCUGGUUGUUGAUGAUGACCCGACGUGUCUCAGAAUCCUGGAUAAGAUGCUUCGGAACUGUCUAUACGAAGUUACCAUCUGUGACCGAGCAGAGGUUGCAUUAUCUUUGCUUCGAGAGAGCAAAUCUGGGUUUGAUAUCGUUAUCAGUGAUGUCCACAUGCCUGACAUGGACGGGUUUAAGCUCCUCGAGCACAUUGGGCUGGAGAUGGACCUUCCUGUUAUCAUGAUGUCUGCUGAUGAUGGAAAAGACGUUGUCAUGAAGGGUGUUACACAUGGGGCAUGCGAUUACCUUAUUAAACCCGUUCGGAUUGAGGCACUCAAGAACAUUUGGCAGCAUGUGGUUCGAAAGAGAAGGAAUGACUUGAAGGAAUUGGAGCAAUCAGGGAGUAUGGAAGAUAGUGACAGACAUCGGAAGCCAUCUGAAGAUGGGGAUUAUGCAUCCUCAGUGAAUGAUGGUAAUUGGAGAAACUCAAAGAGAAGGAAAGAUGAGGAAGAAGAAGGGGAGGAGAGGGAUGACACAUCCACAUUGAAGAAACCACGGGUGGUCUGGUCAGUCGAGCUCCAUCAGCAGUUUGUUGCAGCUGUCAACCAAUUAGGCAUUGACAAGGCUGUUCCUAAGAAAAUUCUUGAGCUGAUGAAUGUCCCUGGACUCACUAGGGAAAAUGUUGCCAGCCACCUUCAGAAAUACCGCUUGUAUCUUAGAAGGCUGAGUGGAGUAUCACAGCAUCAGAAUGGACUGAACACACCUUUCAUGGGUCCACAAGAAGCAAGCUUUGGACCAAUGUCUACUCUUGAUGGGCUUGACCUACAAGCUCUUGCCGUAUCAGGUCAACUAGCACCUCAGAGCUUAGCCACGCUACAGGCAGGGGGACUUGGAAGGUCAACUGCAAACGCCAGCAUAAGCAUGCCUCUUGUUGAUCAGAGAAACAUUUUUACCUCUGACGCAUCAAAAUUGAGAGUUGGAGCUGGGCAACAAUCAGUGAACAGUAGUAGCAAACAGGUGAACUUAAUCCAUGGACUCCCUACCAACAUGGAGCCAAAACAGUUGUCCCAUCUGCACCAAUCUGUCCAGUCAUUUGGUACCAUGGGUUUGCAAGUCAGUGAGGGAGUUUCGAGUUUUCUAAACAUACCAGCAACAUCACUAAGAACAAGCUCAUCCCAUGUAGAUAGUGUCCUUGGUAGCCAGAAUAGUUCUUUAAUGAUUCAGAUGGCCCAACCCCAGUCAAGGGGCCACUUAUUGAAUGACAUCACAGGAAGCCAUUCUUCUGGGCUUCAAUCAUCCAUGGUACAGCAAAUAUUCUCAAAUGAGAUAGCAGGUCAGGUGUUGGGAAGAAAUGGAGUUAUUCUAAAUGGUAAAGGUGCAGCUUACAAUCUGGUUUCCCAAGCCUCCCCAAUGGCUGAUUUUCCUUUGAACCACAUUGCAGAAUUGCCUGGAAAUGGUUUGCCUAUUGGAAAUACUCUCACAUCUUCUUCUACUCUGACAUCCACAGGGAUGUUUCAAGGAGGAAAUGUGGACACAAAAGGACCAAGAGGCUUUGCUCCUGUUUGUGACAUAUUUAGUGAGAUUUGCCAGAGCAAACCCCAAGACUGGGAAUUACAAAAUGUGGGUCUUACAUUUGAAGCAUCUCAACCUAUCACCUCUGUACAGGGGAAUGUGGACCUUACACAAGCAGUUUUGGGCAAUCAAGGCUUUGCUUCUAGUCAAAAGAACUUACUGAAUAGGAACGCAUCUGUUGUUGGCAAGGCAGUGGUCCCCCAGCGACAAGAAAAUGAACAUGGAAAGAUAGAAGCCAGUGUUCAGCGCCCUAUCAACCCCCUUCUUAACAAUUCCUUUAGGGUAAAGCCUGAAACAAUAUCUGAUUUUAGCUGUGACAAUUUGCUCAUUCCGCAACGCUACGGUCAGGAUGAUCUUAUGAGUGCACUUUUCAAGCAGCAGCAAGAAGGCACCGGAUCCCUUGAAAGUGAGUGCAAUUUUGAUGGAUAUACCAUGGAUAAUAUUCCAGUAUAGGCGGUGGCACAAUUAUCUCCAUGUUGGCAGUAUAUUUAAUCUGCAUAGUUCUUUAAACAUAUAAAAAAUUCUAUCUAUUUUUCAGUUGGGAGGAGGAUGUUUGAAGUUUAUAUCCCACUCCAGGAGCUCAGGUUGCUCAAUUUCCCAUAGGCCAUGUCUUGCUGUUACAGAUAAGCUAUUUGCUGGUAAAAUCGAAUUUAAAGAAAGCAAAGGCUGUGCAUAAGGCGUUAAUUAAAAGCUUGUUGGGUGCAGAUUCAAUAACCUGGGUCUCAAGUAGAAAUAUUGUAAGAUACAGUUGCAUGAUAUGCAAAGGUGUACAUGCAAAGUUUUGACUGCUUUUAGUAGCAUAGGCUGACGAGAAACAUCUGGUUCUAGAGAGAGGGCUAUGAAGAUGUGAGGGCACGGAUGAUGGACUAUUUGGAAGUUCGAUGCAGAGAAGACAUCAUUCAAGGAAGGAGGUAGUUUAACUGUAAUGCAACAUCCAGUCUGCUCUCUAGGAAGUAGGAACUGACUUUUUUUUUUUGUACAAAUUUCAUUUGAUUGUUCAAGACAUAAAUGUGGAUCUUCUUUGUUUGGCCAUUAUUCUGUGUUAGCCUCUUAUCUCUAAUUAUAGAUGUUGUGACUACUAAUCUCUCAAGUCGCAAUCCCUUUUUUUCUGCGAAUUUCCCUUUUGUUGUUGUUACAUUGACUUAAUCGUGAAUCGUCCUUUCACUC